AUGGCGAACGCCGAGCUGGUGGACGCAGGAUGCUUCAUCACCCAGAUGAAUGAGUUGCUGCUAAUAGACCCCCUAUACAUAAAUUGCACUAUGACGAAUUACUGCAAUGGAUACAUAAGUGGAAAGGAGCACCUGGUGCCGAGGGAAAGGCUAAAUGGGAUUUAUUUUAAAAACGCAAAGCCGGGAUUAUGGUCCUGCUUUGCCAUUCGUGAGACCAACCAGGCGUGUUUGAAGAACGCGACCAAGCAGGAAGCCGCAACAGACGUAGCACAUGAGAGCGACCACAACUCGUACAAUAAUAUCAGAAACGAAAUGGUCCUCUCAUUCAUAUGUCUUAAUAACACAGAAUACAUGCGCGAGUGUUUAACGAUAGAAAAAGUGGAUGAGUUAAAAUGGGAAAGAUUGGAGCCAAAUGAAAAAAUUCACCCAGCACUUGACCAAACAGGCAACUGUAGCAGCACUGUACAUAGCGACUGCAAAAAUGAGAAAAUGACGAAUUCUCGUAGCGAUAAAAGUGAACUUCUCCCACUGGAAAAUUAUUUUACAAACAUUUUAACCAUCGAAAGUGGACAGGGUGGCCUAUUUUGCAUUGAAUCGAUAAAGCACAGCGCUGACCUGCUUUUUCAAAAACACGGAAUGAAUAACAUUAGCAGUAGGGAACAGCUGGAUAAUUUAUUCAAUCAAAACAUGAAUGAUCUUUAUCCUUGGUUUGAUAAGAUUUGCAAUUUAACCAUGUCAUCCUCAGUCGCUGUGAUCGAUUUUAUUGACAUGCCCAUUGGCUGUGUUUGUCUGUCCAGUUCGGACUGUGUUGUUAACUAUUUGUGCGAAGUGGUACGUGAUGAAGUCACCGACGAAGUGUGGGCCAUUCGAGUUAACUUCCUGGCGCCCCUGAAAUGA
This is a messenger RNA of Plasmodium inui San Antonio 1, 897 nucleotides long. RefSeq lists its product as hypothetical. NCBI's taxonomy places the organism in Eukaryota, Apicomplexa, Aconoidasida, Haemosporida, Plasmodiidae. The transcript has a single exon. The record is from RefSeq and is a predicted model, not a curated record. The coding region runs from base 1 to 897 and encodes 298 amino acids.